Molecule: messenger RNA, 1101 nt
Organism: Fusarium keratoplasticum
Lineage: Eukaryota; Fungi; Ascomycota; Sordariomycetes; Hypocreales; Nectriaceae
Exons: 2
Coding region: 1-1101 (366 amino acids)
Source: RefSeq, a predicted model, not a curated record
AUGGAUUACCAACGCGAAUGGCAAUACAACGCCGAAUCGCCCGCUUGUGGCGAUUACUUCGAAUCGAUCUGCUGCCCUUGUAUCGUCUACGGCCGUGCCAACCUUCGUCUCAAAAUCGCCUCUGAUGAACGCGAUGGCCAGGACAUCACAGAACGUCAAGUCCGCCUCCUGUCGUCCAACUGCUGCAUGUUUGCAUCCUGCUUGCCUUUUUACGGAUGCUUCAUCUCUGCCAUCCGAGGCCAAGUUCGAGAUUUUUACGACAUCCAGGGCGACAAGAGCCGGGAUUUGGCUGUGAGCUGCUGCUGUCCCAGCGAGACUCUGAUCCAAACCGAGAAUGAGAUUCUUCUUCGACAAGCCAGGUCUCGAAAAGCCAGCGGAGCCUCGUCUUCCACUGGGUAUAUCCCGCCUUCCCCUAUGACUUAUUCCUCGAGUUCAAGCUCGACAAGUCAAACAACCACUCCAAACACGGAAUGCGAUGAGCCACUCCCAUGCAUCCCAGAAGAGUGUUCGACUACAACUCCAUCUUCGAUGAGCAGUCGCCGUACCAGCGCAAGCCGGAGACGGGAGAGAUCGAUUGCCCGUGAUCCAGUCGCGCCCACAGAUGCGACCCUCGUCAACGCCCACGAACUCAGCCAGGACCCAACUACGCCGGCCAUGUACAAGGGCCACUCAGCCCCCCAUAGACUCAGCAAAGACCCGGCUUCCCUGACGCAUCCGCCUCCUACCCAUCACCUCAGGGACGACACCAAGGCGCAGGUUACCUCUCCCAGGACUGACACUCGUCCCAGCCGGCACAGGGGUCAUGGCUCGAGUCAUGAUCAAGUCGAUUCAUUCCGCCCACGAAGGGCCUCGGAUACUGGACACGACCUCCAUCAUGACCCAACGACCCGAGUCAAAUCUCCAUCGCCCACUGCUCAUUCUUUGCAAGAUGACGCGAACGCUUCUCCCAGAAGAUCUCCGCCUUCGAACGCUCAUCAUCUGCAACAUGAUGCGGUGAACUCUCGUACCAAAUCACCACGGCCACACACCCUCGAGGCGGAUGAGUCGGUGCCGAGUAGGUCCGCGGGCCCAGGGCCACACCAUCUCCAGCACGACAAGUGA